CAAGGGCAGACCCGUAAUUAACCUCCCGCCGGUCUCGGCCUCAUGCUCGGCUCGAUAUAAACUCCACCGUUUUCGCAGUGACCACCUAAUUCGCUUGGGGAGGGGAAACGCAUCCUGCGCUCGCGAGCCCACAAUGGCGACGAGAAGAAUUCCGCGUCCUGCGGCCGUGGCGGUGGCUCUGUGCGCGGCGGCGCUGCUGGCGGCGUGCGCCGGCGCGUCGGCGGCUGGGUGCCGGAAGCACGUGGCGAAGGUCACGGAGUACGGCGCGGUCGGGGACGGGAAGAGGCUCAACACGGCGGCGUUCGCCAAGGCGGUGGCGGACCUGUCCGAGCGCGCGCGUGACGGCGGGGCGGCGCUGGUGGUGCCCCCGGGGAAAUGGCUCACGGGGCCCUUCAACCUCACCAGCCACUUCACCCUCUACCUCGACGAGGGCGCCGAGAUCCUCGCGUCCCAGGACAUGAAAGACUGGCCCCUUAUAGCUCCCCUGCCAUCGUAUGGGAGAGGAAGGGACGAGCCAGGUCCAAGAUACAGCAAUUUCAUUGCAGGAUCCAAUCUUACCGACGUCAUAAUCACAGGUAAAAAUGGGACUAUCAACGGGCAGGGGCAAGUCUGGUGGGACAAGUACCACGCCAAGGAGCUCCAGUUCACCCGUGGCUACCUCCUUGAGCUCCUCUACUCUAACAACAUCAUCAUCUCUAAUGUCACCUUCGUCGACUCGCCGUCAUGGAACCUCCACCCUACCUACUGCACUAAUGUGACGAUCAGUGGCGUCACCAUUCUCGCGCCGGUGCAUUCGCCAAAUACUGACGGCAUUGACCCAGAUUCUUCCUCGCAUGUCAAGAUCGAGGACUGCUACAUCGUCUCCGGCGAUGACUGCAUCGCCGUGAAGAGCGGCUGGGACGAGUACGGCAUCAAGUUCAACAUGCCGAGCCAGCACAUCAUCAUCAGGAGGCUCACCUGCAUCUCCCCCACGAGCGCCAUGAUCGCGCUGGGCAGCGAGAUGUCUGGCGGCAUCCGCGACGUGCGCGCUGAGGACAACAUCGCCAUCAACACGGAGUCCGCCGUCAGGGUCAAGUCCGGCGUGGGAAGGGGCGGCUUCGUCAAGGACAUCUUCGUGCGCGGCCUCAGCCUCCACACCAUGAAGUGGGUGUUCUGGAUGACCGGCAACUACGGCCAGCACCCGGACAACUCCUCCGACCCAAACGCCAUGCCCGAGGUCACCGGCAUCAACUACAGCGACGUGUUCGCCGAGAACGUGACCAUGGCCGGCAGGAUGGAGGGCAUCCCCAACGACCCCUACACCGGCAUCUGCAUAUCCAACGUGACGGCGCGGCUCGCCCCGGACGCCAAGAAGCUGCAAUGGAACUGCACCGACGUCAAGGGGGUGACCUACGACGUGACGCCCAAGCCGUGCCCGGAGCUCGGGGCGGAAGGCAAACCGUGCGCCUUCCCGGAGGAAGAGCUCAUCAUCGGCCCGCACGAAUUGCCCAAGUGUACCUAUUAAUGGUAGGUUGCCAAAAGAGAUUAGUAGCUCAGUGAUAGUCUAGAGAACCAGUGUCAAGUGUGUGAGAGAAAUGCAGCUGAAAUAAUAUAGUUCUAUCAAAAUAUUGUUCUUAUUUGCGUGUGGCUAUGCAUUUACACAUCGUUUCCAUUU
Molecule: messenger RNA, 1654 nt
Organism: Setaria italica (foxtail millet)
Lineage: Eukaryota; Viridiplantae; Streptophyta; Magnoliopsida; Poales; Poaceae
Product: probable polygalacturonase
Exons: 6
Coding region: 134-1504 (456 amino acids)
Biological process (GO): carbohydrate metabolic process
Molecular function (GO): polygalacturonase activity
Source: RefSeq, a predicted model, not a curated record